This is a messenger RNA of Eucalyptus grandis, 1946 nucleotides long. RefSeq names its product laccase-14. Gene Ontology annotation, molecular function: hydroquinone:oxygen oxidoreductase activity; copper ion binding. Gene Ontology annotation, cellular component: apoplast. The record is from RefSeq and is a predicted model, not a curated record. Lineage: Eukaryota; Viridiplantae; Streptophyta; Magnoliopsida; Myrtales; Myrtaceae. Gene Ontology annotation, biological process: lignin catabolic process.
CAUCGAAGUCCCGAGAGCGAGAGAGAGGACCUCCAUCACACUUGAGUCGAGAAGGAAAAGAAACAAAACUGAAAUGGGGUCGCAGAAGAGUAUUAUGAUGUUACUUUGCUUGGUUCUUGUAAGUAGAGAGCUCCUCUGCAUCGCUCAAGGCAAGGUCCACUAUUAUGAUUUCGUCCUGAAGGAGGCCAACUUUACGAGGCUGUGUAGCACGAAGAGCAUGUUGACAGUCAAUGGCAGCUUUCCUGGGCCGGAGAUUCGAGUACACAAGGGAGACACUGCCUUCGUCAAUGUUCAUAACCAUGGCAAAUACGGCAUCACCAUUCAUUGGCAUGGAGUCAGGGAACCGAGGAAUCCGUGGUCGGAUGGACCGGAAAACAUCACGCAGUGCCCUACCCCGGGAACUAGCUUUCUGCAGGAAAUCAAAUUUACGACCGAAGAAGGAACGUUGUGGUGGCAUGCCCACAGUGAUUGGUCACGAGCUAGCAUCCACGGGGCCAUCAUCAUUUUGCCAGCUAUUGGUACCUCUUAUCCGUAUCCCAAGCCUCAUGCUGAAGAUACCAUAGUUCUUGCAUCAUGGUUCAAAGGCGAUGUCAUGGCCAUAAUCGAGGAGGCCCUCGUAACUGGUGGGGAUCCUAAUACAUCGGAUGCUUUCACAAUCAAUGGCCAACCUGGAGAUCUCUACAAUUGUUCAAGUAAUAGCACUUAUCGUCUAAUGGUUGAUUAUGGCAAGAGAUAUCUCCUUCGAAUAACUAACGCCGUGAUGAAUGAAGAGAUGUUUUUCGGGAUCGCAAACCACAGUCUCACUGUCGUUGGGAUGGACGCUGCAUACUUGAAGCCCAUAAAGACUAGCUACAUUAUGAUCACCCCAGGGCAGACGAUGAAUGUCCUAGUGACGGCGGACCAGGAGCCGAGCCACUAUUACAUGGCCGGAAGCCCAUUUGCCGAUACCACGGCCCCAUUUGACAACACCACAACCACGGCGAUUCUUCAAUACAGAGGCAACUACACACCCCCGCCGUCGCCUUUUUUUCCGGCGCUACCCGCCUUCAAUGACAAGUACGCCGCCAUGAACUUCACGGCCCGGCUCCGGAGCCUGGCAAGCCGAGCUCAUCCGGUCAACGUCCCAAGGAAGAUUGACAAGAGGAUUUUCAUUACCGUCUCCGUGAAUCAGAUAUACUGCCCUAAUGCAUCGUGUGCAGGACCAAAUGGGAAUAGACUAGCCGCAAGCUUGAACAACAUAAGUUUCCAGACACCAAAGAUCGACAUACUUGAAGCCUACUACUGGAGCUUGCCUGGAGUUUACAAUGCUACCUUCCCGGACAGACCACCGUACUUCUUCAAUUUCACAGGAGAUGUCGAGAACAUUUCGCUGGCCCCAUGUCUGGAUACAGCGGUGAAGAUGAUAAAGCAUGGCGCCGCCGUUGAAAUCAUAUUCCAAGGGACCAACCUUGGCGCCCCCGAGAACCAUCCGAUGCAUCAGCACGGCUACAGCUUCUACGUGGUCGGGAUGGGAUGGGGGAAUUUCGACAAAAAAAGCGAUCCAAAGACGUAUAACCUAGUCGACCCGCCCGAGGUGAACACGUUCGGAGUUCCUAAGAAUGGAUGGCUCACGAUUAGAUUCGUCGCCGACAAUCCUGGUGUAUGGUUCCAACACUGUCAUUUGGAAAGACAUACGACCUGGGGGAUGGACACCGUGCUCAUCGUGAAGAACGGCAACACCGCAGUGACCCGCAUGCGGCCGCCGCCUCAUUAUAUGCCUCCAUGUCACUAGUCCCCAUUUAAGGAAAUAUAUUGUCAUUUUGUACCUCCAUUUAAUAUUUUUAUUAACGCACUAGUAGAUUUUCCGUAAAUUUUAAUCCCUAUUAAGCUUUGUCCUGCGUACAAUAUGGUUAAGAGGGUGUUCUCCUCCUUAUAAUGUGUCAGAAUAUUAAAUAAUAAACUAUGCU